AGGUAAGAAAUGUCUCUGGCGUGGUUUCGCAUUCUGGUGCUUUUAGUUUUAGAGCUUUCCAUGACUUCAGCAUGGCCUGCGCAAAAGUUUUCACCCGGUAUUGCAAUUUCACCAACAGUCAAUCAGAAUCCCGGGCAAGUUAGUGGCAUCAUUGCAGAAAGUACAGGUGGCUCUACAACAGUAUCGGAGCAAACAUAUACACCUCCAGUGGCACCAGCUCGUGCUCCGGUGGUGUACCAAUCUCAGCCAGCUCCUGCUCCGAUGGUGUACCAAUCUAAGCCAGCUCCUGCUCCGGUGGUGUACCAAUCUCAGCCAGCUCCUGCUCCGGUGGUGUACCAAUCUCAGCCAGCUCCUGCUCCGGUGGUGUACCAAUCUCAGCCAGCUCCUGCUCCGGUGGUAUACCAAUCUCAGCCAGCUCCUGCUCCGGUGGUGUACCAAUCUCAGCCAGCUCCUGCUCCGGUGGUAUACCAAUCUCCGCCCACACCACAACAGACGGUUUACCUGCAAGGAAACAGACCAGUUUAUUCUUCCCCUCAGUACACAGGUCAAGCGCCAACUGCCUAUGUCUAUCCUGAUGGAUCGUACGCACAACCACCACCAAUACAAAUGGCAACACGAUUCGGCAACACCUAUAGUCCUCCAAGCACAUACUAUUCCGGUUCUCCAUCCAACUACUAUUCUAGUCCCAAUUCCCCGUCCAACUACUAUUCCAGUUCCAAUUCAGAAUCUUUUUCAUCCAGGCUCGCUAGUAGUUUAGGAUUGGGUAGCUCUCGUCCAUCCUACUCAGGCACUCAGGCACUGGGAGCACUGGGAACGCUUGGAGCACUCGGCACACUGGGUGCUGGAGCAUUGUAA
Ochlerotatus camptorhynchus is the source of this 855-nucleotide messenger RNA. RefSeq lists its product as uncharacterized. The record is from RefSeq and is a predicted model, not a curated record. Lineage: Eukaryota; Metazoa; Arthropoda; Insecta; Diptera; Culicidae. The transcript is spliced from 4 exons. Bases 10 to 855 code for a protein of 281 amino acids.